Phaedon cochleariae (mustard beetle) is the source of this 4932-nucleotide messenger RNA. The record is from the annotation of a GenBank genome assembly. NCBI's taxonomy places the organism in Eukaryota, Metazoa, Arthropoda, Insecta, Coleoptera, Chrysomelidae.
ACGACACUGCAUUCGCAUCGACACCGGUCAUAUGUGUAGCAGUAGCAGUAGCAUCGCGCGUGCAUCCAUAUCUCUUAACCCUUAGCGCUCAACUCGGUCCCUUGUGGGUCUCCAGCCAGCAGCCGAACAGCUGUAGCUCUAGAGAAAAUCUAAAUUUAGUCCGCGGUGGUUAGUAAAGUCAGUUGGAUUCGAGUCUCUGUGAUACACGUGCUCAGACUUCUCCGCGUCGGUCGUGGUGUCUUCAGCCUUUGGCGCGACUUUAUGUGCAAAACGGUCCUACCGGCGUACCUAUGCGUGAUCGUCGCAGCACCUUUACCAAAGAGUACAUAAACAACAUCUUCAACCCGCUCACGAGACCCACGCGACCCACGUCCAGGCCUACAGACACUCACCACGCUCGCGUUGCUGUCGCUGCUGAAGAGCAACGCUUGGCGAACCAAGAGGCGAUAGAAGAGCACGCGAAGAUAAUGUUGAUGCCGGCCUCGAGUGAGACGGACUCCUUGGUGGGCAGCCUGGGCAGUCUGCAAGGAGUGCUGAGCUCGGCGGGGUCCCUCAACGGGUCUGGCGUCCAGAAUAAGGACACCACGUGGACCAAGCUCUUCGUCGGAGGGCUGCCGUACCACACCAGCGACAAGUCGCUGCGAGACCACUUUGCUGUGUAUGGGGACAUCGAGGAGGCUGUGGUUAUAACUGAUAGGCAGACGGGGAAAAGUAGAGGAUAUGGAUUUGUGAUAAUGGGUGACCGAACAUCAGCUGAAAGAGCCUGUAAGGACCCCAACCCUAUUAUAGAUGGCCGCAAGGCGAAUGUAAACUUAGCAAUAUUAGGAGCCAAACCAAGAGGAAAUGUUCCAACUGGUUUUCCAUUUCAAAGUGUGAGGGCAGGUGCUUACCAAACCCUUCUUCCCAGCCAGUAUGGGAGAGCUCAUCUCGCUGUACCAUUUUCUUCGGACUUUACACCUCUAUACCUGUACAUCUUUUUCGAGCAUAAUUUCUACAGAUUUGCGGCUAAGAGGGUACCGCCCGGGUACGUCUACCAGUCGCCGUACCUGACGGCAACAGCGCCGGGCAGCCUGGUUCCGCUGCAAGCGACGCAGCUGACGCACGCAGCCGCAGUAGCAGCGGCAACGUCGCAGUUCUACGAGUACCAGAACGCAGCCGCAGUGGCAGCUGCUGCUGCGGCGCCUUACACGGGGCAGUACGCCAAUGGGUUCGAUGCCUACACGCCCUAUACAGGGGCAGCAGGUGCUGCAAGUUACAUGCCUUACACAUAUGCGACUCUUCCUCAAACUCCAGGUUUGCCCGCAGGAACUGCAGGAGCUUUCCCUGGUAUUCCCUAUCAGACAGCUGCUCAAGCUCAAACAUUGCAGGAAGCCAGAUUGCAGUAAAUGCGGUCUAAGUGUAUGUAAACAUGUUCCAUGUUCCAUUGUGACAUAAGUGAUUAUUUAUCAUGAUAUUGAGACAAACUGAAAAUUUAAAAAAAAAGCGACAUGAAACUAUUCUAGAAUGUUUCAAAAUUUCAGUUUUGUUGUAGUGUCCUUCAUGAGUAGAACUCAGAAGCGCAGUAUCCGAUAUUUCUAAUGAAUAAUGAAUAUAUUUAGUGAAUUCACGAAUAUUUUAGGAACCCAUUUUUGUUAUUACCGAAAAUAAGAUAUUCAAUUAAGGACAAUAUGCACUAAUUCACAAUAAAUUGUAAAACUAUAGCAAGUACUCCAUUUGUUUCAAAAAUGCAUUUGCCAUUGAAUCUAUUCACAUUUGAAAACGAUAAAUAUAAUUAUAUGGUAGAGAAAUUGUGAUGUAUUGCUAUUGUCCUUUCGGAGAUAAUUCAUUAUUGAAGUGAAGUAAAUUCAGUGAGUUACCACUAGUAAUGAAUUAAUUAAUGCUCAAUAAAAUAACAGACUUCAAAAUUGCUCCUACUUUUGCAGGAAGUUUUUGUUGAAAACUGCAAGAGAAAGUGCAAUAAUGAAAAAUCUAUGAAGAUAUUCAAGUAGACUAAUAAUUUGUUUCAAACUAUAUAGUUCUAGUCUUGGCAUGAUAGUACUUAAAUAAUAUAUUUAUAUUAGUAUGUAAGAUAAACCAAAAAUAAAUAUACUAGAUCAUUAGAUGAAUGCAGUACAUAGCAAUGGUAUAGUCAAAUGAAUAUAAUCUUGGCAUGUACGUCAUAACCAGUAAACCUUUGGCGAUCGAGUUUCUUAACGUGAAUGGAGGAAAAUGAAGUACUCACUCUAAUAUAGAUGGUUGUGAAAUACAAGCCAAGAUAUUCAACGCUAUACAUUGAACAUACAUAUAUGUAUGAUAAUAUGUAUAUAUAGAGUGAGUUUCUCAAACUACUUAUUAUAUAUAUAAGGUACCGAUAUUCACUGAAUUAUCUGAAAAUCUUUCCUUUCAAAACAGGAAUAAAAACGUAAACUUUCCUCACCUGUAUCAUGGAAAAAAAAAUGGUGAGCCCUAGGGUAAACUCCAUAUUGUCCGAUUGAGUCUUAUUAAUAAUUUGUAACAUAAAAGUGUGUAAUUUUACACAAAAAUUAUAGGUUUCAAUCAAUGAUAUAGAAUCCGUAAAAAAUAGGGUACUUACCUUUACUUACCUAUGUACUUAUUAGAUGUAGUUAAAUUAUUAUUUAUAUACAUAAGUCAUACACCUAGAUACUAUACUCUUCAGCACACUUAUAUAUUGGUACCUACACUUGUAUAAACUUAUAGCUGAAUGUAGAAAGGAGUGGAGUUAUAUCUUUUGGAAUACUAUAGUUUUUUUACCAAUACUUUCCUUUGAGAAAAUCGUGACCAGUAUCCCAUUAUAUUUUCCAUCAGUGAUGUAAUGGGUAUAAUACAGCUAGAACCUAUACCAAAUAGAUGUACAAAAUCUAAUGUAGGUACCUACUUUAUUGACGACCAGCACUUAUAUCAUAAGCAUAUACGAUUGUAUGUAUGCGAAAUUAUUUAUCUUUGUCCAGGUUUGACAAUCUUUAAACGCAAUAGCUAACGAAACUGAAUGAAACUGGUAUGUACUGAAAUGUACUUACAUAACAACUAUACCUUCAGGUAGAAGCUUAUUGAUGGAUUAUUCCAAAUUCUAAUAAGUGUGCCUUUGCAUAUCAACAACAGUAUCACCUAGUGCUGGGACUGAUGGUGACAUGUUUAUCCAAAUUCCAGAGUCAAUUGGAGCGCCUCGAGCUGCACGUGUAUUUACUUCAAAAGGAACUUCAACCCAGUGAACACAAACAUCCCUGGGAUGUUACAUUCAUAUCUCGCUAGGUAACAAUGCGAAAAAUAAGACAUCAUUGGUCAUUGGUAUUGCCAGAGGAGUCUUCAUAUUACAAAACAUUCGCAAUAUUCUGCUCCCUAACAACCAAGAAACUCACUGCAUGGGGUAAUUGUGCAGUUAUCAAUUCACAUUCUUGGCCACUUAUGUAACAAACCAAAUUAAUCAAUUUCCAUGUUGAAUGGGGAGUCGCUUAAUACAUUAAUGCGAGUUUUAUUUGGCAUCGUAAUGUGAAUCAUAAAGUGACCGAAAGGAUCCGGAAUAGCGGUCAAAUGUGAUUUCAGCCGGACUCUCAAUUCGAGUCACGGGCGUGUCAUGAAUGUGAUGCCCCCUAAUAUCUCGCUGGGAUCAUUCUGUGUUAACUGGGGGCCCCCGGACGGGCCUAGAAUACUAGGUAUCCACUAUGUUACUUUUGUAAAAUAGAACAAUGAAGUUUAAAUCAUCGUUAGGUACUUAUACUCAUGUAUAUCGAAUUAUAUAUCCACCUUUUGAGAGGAACAACAACCUAACCUAACUUAACAAUAAAAGUUACAGAGUGGUACCAAUACAGCUCAUGUGUCGCCAGUCAUUCGAUUUGGAUAUUUUUUGGUACUCUCACAUCUAUAGUCAAGUCAGAAUAAUUUAGGCUUCAAGGGUGAAUAAUUGUGAUAGAUUGAUAGAUAAUUCAGAAAUAUGCGAGGAGGUGCAUACACCAGAAGAUCUAGUCAGUAAAAGUUUUUAGUGUUGUAUGUUCCGUCCAUAUCGUUCAGUGCCUCGAAUUUCAAUGGAAAAUUGAUUCAACCAAAUUCAUCAUGAAUUGCAUCGUGUAUAGCAAUAACUAGAAGUACAAUACUUUAAUCUCAUUAGGGAAUAAGCUACUGAGAUCAUAUAUGUGAAUGGAUCAUUUUAUAUUCCUUAUGCUAGGUUUAUAGAUUCAAUUAAAUUAACAAUUAGGAAUCAACAACUCACAAUCAACAAUUAAUAAUCAUGAGGGUGUAUGUCGAAAUGAUGUUAAAAAAUGAUUUUGGUUUUCACAAUUCAUGAAUCCAUAAAAGAUAAUCCAAUAAAAUAUCACCAAACCACACUUGAACGAAAACAAAUCCUAUCUUUAUAUGUUCUGUUUCCAUAAUUUCCUAAUUCUUAGUUGUUAAGUUGAAAGUUGGCCAAGUUUGUAAUUCUUAAUUCUUAAUUUAAAUGGAAGGAGUAAAUUUAUAAACCCUCAUAGAUGUUUCGUUGUAUUCAACGUUUCAAGUUCAUUUGUUAGUUUAAUUCUUAGUUUAGUUGAAUCUAUAAACCCAACAUUACCUACCUUGGUAACUUUCGAAAAUGUAUCUAUAUUAAUAAUGAAUACCAAAUGUGUAGGAAGAUUCAAAUGAUUUCUCGAAAAUAGCAUCGCACCUAUUAUUUGGUUAACAUUUCUGAUAAUGCCUCUGGAUUUCUUAUGAAAAUAUCUGAAUAUUUGUUCCAAUCUACCAACAUCAAUUAGGAAAUCAAUCCAUGAUUUUUUGAGUCUAGUUUAAAUGAAAAUGUAUCUAUUUGUAAACCAUAAUGAUUGUUAUGACAAAUGUUUUGUCUCCUUUGAAAUAUUGUUCUAGAAAUCCUAAUUUAUAUAAUGUAGAAAAUGAUUGUUAUAUUCAAUUUGAAAUUAUUUUCUACUAAGAAUGAGAUAUACUUCAACCAGUUGAAUAAAUAUUUGU